CUUUCAUGUAGGCUCCCAUUGAUCUGUUUCUUGGUUUAACAGAAAUUCUAUUUCAGAAUAUGCUCUGUACAGUUACCAAAGGUACCCCCCACUGGAAGGUUCUCAUUGAAUCAGUUUCUACUGUCAUUAUACACAUCAUCCAAUUAAUCAAAUUACCAUAAACUACACGAUAUAUAUACAUAUACAGAGAGAUUUGACUGGGAUGACACUGGGUUGCAUAGACGUGUGUAUCUUUGUUUUUUAUUUUUGAAAGGUGUAAAAUAAAUAAAGGGAUUAUUAGUAUGGAGGACGUGAGGCCCCAUGGGAACUGAAGUAUCCACCCUUGAUCGGGCCUUUUAAAGGUACAGUGUGUAGGGUUUAGUGAACUCUAGUGGUGAAGUUGCAUGCUGCAGCUGAAUACCCCUCACCCCACCCUCCUCCUCCAAACAUGGCAGAGAACCUCGGGCUUCAGUUGACAUAAAGACUGAGAAGAUGUUUAGUUUGUCCAGUCUGGGCUACUGUAAAAAAACAAAUAUGUCUGCCUCCGUAGAAAGGACCCACUUCCUGAUGUAAAUAUAAAGAACUUAAUAUAACGCUGAAAGAGAACAACAAUUCGUACAAUUUAGAUGAAACACAAUAGUGCAAACAUCUGCCAGUAGAUCCCUCUCAGCUCCAUCUUCCACACUGGACCUUUAAGUUGAAGACCCAAGGCGGAAGUGUGGUGUCGUCUCUGGGUGGACGGACGCUGGCAGCAGGAAUGGCGGCUCCGAUCAGCAGAGGAAGGAACCCGAGGACCCAGAAACUUUGCGUCUGACUGCCCCGCACGGGACUUCUCCCGCAACGAAAACACAGUGAGCGCGUCCCGCAGCGCUUCACGCACACACAACGUGAGGGUGAACGCGACGCGUGUCCCGGGGCCGGAGCGGGGGGUUGCUGGUUAGCUAAACGUUGGUGCCUGUGUGCACCCUGGUAGCCGUUAGCUCCGCUGCUAGCCAGCUGUUGGCUCCGGUGGCCCAACAAGUUCUCAAAGUGUCCGGAAACGCUCCGUAUUUCCCCCGCGAGGAGGCGAUCGGCUGCCCCUGUUAGCUGUUAGCACCGGGGGCUCCUGCAGAGAGCUGUGCCCGCGCUGUGAGCCGCAUCACCCCCGCUAACCUCCGCGCUAGCUGGCGCACCGACGCUAGCUAAGUUGGGAUCCUGAAGUCUCGCCCAUUUUCUCGGGAUCCUGCCCCGGCCAUUGGCUAAGGGGCUAAUCCACGACCGAAACUCGUCUGGGGUUUGUUUGUCUUUUCUUCCGGCUGCGAUUCGGUGCCACGAUGGAAAGUCUCACGCUGACCGACGUCGAGCAGAAGUAUUACUCGGAUCUGUUCGUCUACUGCGACACGGACAACACCAAGAAAGUGGCGUCCAACGGGAGAGUUCUUGACCUUUUCCGGGCGGCCCAGCUGCCCAGCGAGGUGGUGCUGCAGAUCACAGAGCUCUGUGGAGCCACUCGACUGGGUCACUUCGGGAGGAGCCAGUUCUACAUCGCUCUCAAGCUCAUCGCCAUCGCCCAGUCCGGGCUGCCCCUGAGGGUGGAGAGCCUCAACUCGGUCAAGGACCUGCCACUGCCCCGGUUCGUGGUGGGGAAGAACGAGGCGGAGGCGCGGCACGCGGCGCUCUAUCCAGACACCGACAGCCAGGGUCUGUACCCAGCUUCUGCCACUGCAGUAAUACCCAGGCCACCAGCAAGGGGACUCCAGAUCAAGAAAGGUCCUGCAACCUCCAUUGCACUUCCUGUCCACGAGGUUAUCCAGCCCCUGGCAACAAACAUAGAACCACAGCAGCCUGAACCGACGUCUCCAGUGGUCUCCCCUGACCAGUCCCCCCCCACUUCCCCUCACUCCUGGAGGAAACACCAGCGGCAGCACAGCGGGGGAAACGUCGACAGGCAGCAGCCGGCGGUGGUGGUGGCAGCGGCAGCUGGAGCCGUGUGGACGCAGUUCAGAGAACCACCAACGGGUCCAGUUCCCGGUGAGGGCAUGUGGCCGUCCCACUCGCCCCCUUUACCAGGUCAAGAGAGUUGGGUCAGUUUCACAGCAGACACCCCCCCAUCCAGCACAAUCCCUGGAAUGCAUCCCUCAUCAGCCCAGGAUAGCACAACGUUACGAACUGCGGCCAUGGCAGGGUCGACCAAUGAGAUGCAGCGACAGUCCAGCUGCUACGACGAUCCCUGGAAGAUCACGGACGAGCAGCGGCAGUAUUAUAUCAACCAGUUUAAAACCAUCCAGCCGGACCUCACUGGUUUCAUACCUGGUUCAGCAGCGAAAGAAUUCUUCACCAAAUCCAAACUACCGAUUUUAGAGCUGUCGCAUAUUUGGGAGCUCUCAGACUUCGACAAGGACGGAGCACUGACCCUGGACGAGUUCUGUGCCGCCUUUCACCUGGUGGUGGCCAGGAAGAACGGCUAUGACCUCCCCGAGAAGCUGCCCGAGAGCCUGAUGCCAAAGCUGAUUGACCUGGAUGACUCAGCCGAAGUCCCAGAGGCAGCAGCUGACGUGGGAUACUCGGGCUCUCCCGUGGAGGACCCCCCCAACAAGUCUCCCUCCAUGCCCUCCCUCAACCAGGCCUGGCCAGAGAUGAACCAGAGCAAUGAGCAGUGGGAGACGUUUAGCGAGCGCUCCUCCAGCUCACAAACUCUGACCCAAUUUGACUCUAACAUUGCACCAGCUGACCCUGACACAGCCAUCGUUCACCCAGUUCCCAUCCGGAUGACGCCCAGUAAGAUCCACAUGCAGGAGAUGGAGCUGAAGAGAACUGGCAGUGAUAACAAUAACCCCACAAGUCCUCUGCUCACCAACCCUCCAGAGCUGUCAGAAGAAACCAAUCUACCUGCCUCCAUGAAGUUUGCAGCCUCUAACUCUGGAGGUGAUGGGUACAGCAGCUCAGACUCCUACACCUCAGACCAGGAGCCAAUCACAAGACAAAGGUCUCAUUCGGGGACGUCUCCGGAGACUCUGAAGGUGGUGGCGGCCCCUCCUCCCCCUCCCCCCCGGCCUCACGCCUCUCACUCUCGUUCCUCGUCUCUGGACAUGAAUCGCACCUUCGCCGCCGUGACGGCUCCGGGACAACAGCAGCCCUCCACGAUAGCUUACCCCCCCGCUGUGCCUCCUCGACCGCUGCCUACACAGUCAUCAGCGCCACACACUGGUCAUCGUGGGGAUGCAGAGGGUGUACCAGCAGGGGGCGCAGGACUCACCGCCACCUCGCCCCACCAGAUUCCUCAACAGCCCAAUUUCGCCGACUUCAGUCAGUUCACGGCCUUCGCCGCCUCGGAGCAGCCGUCCAGUCUGCCGGAGGUCGACACGCACAGCGAGGCCGGACAGGUGGAAAAGGCACCAGAGGGCGCUGGUCCUUUAAGAACAGUGAAGAGUGACGGUCAAGCAGAUGAGAGAACAGCAGCUACUGUGAACUCUGCCAAAGGUGCAUCUGGUCCCUUAGCUCCGCCCCCCAAGCCCGUGCGUCGGAGGUUGAAAUCUGAAGACGAGCUCCGACCGGAGGACGAGCCGCUCGGUCCUCAGAAGUCCAACAUCAUAGCUGCUGUGCUCGCCACCCAGCCCUCCAUCCCCAGGUCUGUAGGAAAAGACAAAAAAGCGAUUCAAGCCUCAAUCAGAAGAAACAAGGAGACGAACACAGUUCUGGCGCGACUCAACAGUGAACUGCAGCAGCAGCUGAAGGACCUGCUUGAAGAGAGGAUAUCUCUGGAAGUCCAGCUGGAGCAGCUCAGACCUUUCUCUCAUCUUUAGAGGAAGAACCUGGCUGUGGUUCAUCUGAAGCAAAGCUGUGGCCCCUCGGUGUGAAUCCCUCCCUCCCUCCCUCCCUCGCUCCUUCCAUCAUCCCGGCUUUCCCUCGAGGCUCCGCCCUGCCCCAGGGUUCUCCGUUUAAAACUCUCCCACUUAUCAAUCAUCAGCCCGACGGACCGGAGGGACAGUCUCAGCCGAGCGGGCCGAGGCGACAGGGCGCACGCGGGGGGGUUUCACAAACUGGCACUUUUUCAAUCUUCUCUGAAGAGAGGCGAAGGUGAGGACGGCGGUGAACUGAGGAAAGGUUCCAGAGGAGGUGGACGAGACGCUGCACAAGCUGGCGUCUAAUUAACUCUGAAUGACUGAAGAAGAAAGGCGGAGUGUGUGUGUGUGUGUGUCACGUGUUGGUGCGACUGUUUGUGUAUUUGUGUUCCUGUUAAGGGACUUACUUGAGGCUAGCAUCAGUGUGUUUGUUUCUCUCUUGGGGUUACAGCCGCGCCGAAUUAAGAAUCUGGCAUAUUUAAAGAAAAGACCCGAGAUCAUUAUCAAUCUUAAGAAAAUAUAUUAAAUUUUUGCAGAGUUUGCAAGUGUUGAACAACUUCUUUAAUUUGUCGUCUCCCUCAUUUGGCACAAGUUCUGUCCAGCUGCCGUCAAUGAGGACAUUUAACUACUGGAAAAUCAGGACUUCAGCUCCGAAUACCAUCAAAGAUAGUUUGUUCUUGUCGACAGGAGCCUGUGUCACUGGCUCUCCGAUAUUUCAAAAACCAAAAUAAUUAAAAAAAGAUCAUAGAAACAUGCAGCAGCACAUUUGAGAGGCUGCGGGGGGAAAUGUAGAAAGUACAACAGGAGUCUACAUCUGCCAGUAAACGUAGGAAACAUUUUCCGACUGGAGUUUGCUGUGGUUCGAUUCCCCCCCCAGAGAAAAUACUACGCCCCCUAUGGACAGGACUCUUGUGUGUGUGUUUUUUUUGUGAUGCAUUUAACGGCUAAAUCAUGGUGAAGGCUUUUUUUGACUCAUCCUGUGACAUGAAUUCAGCCCUGACCCUUCUUCUUACUGCCCCCCCCCACAUCUGCCUCUGUGUGUGUGUUCGGCGACGACCUGAGGUCCCGACCGAAUCCUUCUCUCCUUCACGUUGCAGUGUUUUGGGUUCGAUGUGACUGAAUGGUUUAACUUUAAUGCCAAAUGACUGAACUGUCACUGCUCUACACUUCUACUCAGACUGUGUGUUUCAUUUAUUUCAAAGAGAUUAAAGAAAACGCAGCUUUCUCUCUCCCUUCCUUUUUGUGCCGGAGCCGUGGCUCAACAUUUCAAACACUUCGAACCCUCCUCUUCUCGCUUCCCGAGGUUGUUUUCUCCUGGUCUUUAAGAGCAGACGUUCACGUGAAGGGGUUUGAAGACCUCUUUCUUUAUCCAGCUGCUUGACUGCAGGAGGCGGCGUUCAUGAAGAAUUGUGUUGCUGAGGGAGAAGACGUUUUCCUGUGAUUUGUUUAGUUUAGUAAUUUCUACUCGGCAAACACACAGGUGUGCACAGAUUCAAACCAGUGGUGCAGAUAGAGUUUGAUAGCUGUUCUCCACCCGGGCAGUCGGCACUAUGCAAAUAAGGGCCAUUCAUCUCCACAGACCAACUCUACUUAGCUGUUUGUACUUUGAUAGUAGCAACUGUGUGGACAGUAUACUGAUUUUCUUUUGUAUCAUAGAUCUUCCAGAAACAACAUCUACUGUAUGUUUGUGAUUCAUUUUGCCUUUUAUCUUUUUGUUGACGAGCAGUCCACCUCCCCCCCCCCCCCCCCGCUCCCAGCUCCAGAGAGAAGUAAACUCAGUGUUUUAUUAUCGAGGCGAUUCUCAUGUGAAACCUGCAGGAGGAAGCUCAACUGAUGGAAGAGCAGUCGACAGACAGAGACCUGAACGACCAGACAGCACUUUGAACCCAACUCCCCUUAUUCUGUUCUUUUAUUUUGUUACAUCCCUCCUUCUCUUUCUUUCUUUCUUUUAACCUGCAUGUUGUCAUCCUUAAUUUUUUUUUGUGUCUUUCAAGUGUAUUUACAAAAAAAGAAGAUGCUUUAAGAUGAGAGACAAACUGAACCACUUGAGUUUUAUUUCGUCAGUACAACCUGGAAACUAAGGUUUUUUUUUUUGUGCCAGUAUCCUAAAAUAUCCCGUCUUAUGUGGUUAAUCUUUUUGGUUGAGCUUUAUGUGUUGGUGAAGAAUCUGUCUUCUUCUAAGGCCUUACUCCCCUCCCCCCCCCACUGGCGUUCAGGUUUCCACAGCGUCUGACUGAACUCCCUCUUCCUCGUCGUAUCAAGGCUCGCCUUCUUUUUUCUGCUGUUGAGGACGAUGGUGUACUUGGUGUGUGUGUGUCCGUGUGAGAGCGUGUGUGUCUGUGUCUGUGUGUGCGUGUGUGCGUGUGUGAUACUGGAACUAAUACCAUUUAAAACCCUAUUAAACACCUUCAUGUGGGAUCGAUUUACGUUUGCAAGCACAACAGUUCCCUCCUCAUCCCUCGAACCCCAAAGGCAAUCCAGGCAGGCAGAAGCAAUCGAUAACAAAGUCUUUGAUGGGAUUUUGAAUGCUAUUGGCUCCCAGAUCUGUGCUGUAUAUUGUAUAUGAUACACACCUUUUUUGGACUCAUGUACAUUUUCGCAUUAAUUGCUGACUAACAGCGAAAGAAUAUUCUAUUUAAUUCCUUCUCUCUUGGCUGUGGGAUCCUAGAUGUUUAACUGCAUGGAUGUACUGUAUCUCUGCAGAGUCGACUAGCAGCUGUGUGAUUUUUACACAAAAAUAAAAACGGCACAAUAUUUUAAA
Pleuronectes platessa (European plaice) is the source of this 6561-nucleotide messenger RNA. RefSeq names its product RALBP1 associated Eps domain containing 1 (gene reps1). The transcript is spliced from 19 exons. NCBI's taxonomy places the organism in Eukaryota, Metazoa, Chordata, Actinopteri, Pleuronectiformes, Pleuronectidae. The coding region runs from base 1293 to 3761 and encodes 822 amino acids. Gene Ontology annotation, molecular function: protein binding; calcium ion binding. Gene Ontology annotation, cellular component: cytoplasm; plasma membrane. The record is from RefSeq and is a predicted model, not a curated record. Gene Ontology annotation, biological process: endocytosis; endosomal transport.